AUGACCUCGAGGAACCAGUCGCCGCGCUCCCCCCUAUUUGACCCUGAGAAGUCGGAAAAGAAGGAUUCUGUGCGAGGCAAAUUCCGUGGCGAUGGGAAGCGCGAAUUGACUGAAGAGGAUGCAUACGAGAAACUUGGCUUCUGCUUCCCAUGGUACAAGAAAUGGGGGAUUUUGACAGUUAUCUUCGUUGUUCAAAUGUCCAUGAACUUCAACAGCAGUACAUAUUCCAAUGCCGUGGUGCAGUUGUCGGAACAUUUCCAUAUCAGCCAGCAAGCGGCUCGAGUCGGUCAGAUGAUCUUCCUGGAAUUCGGUCGAUGGCCUAUUAUGCAACUGAGCCUUCUUCUCGUGAAUGUCUGGCAAAUUCCCUGUGCCUUGGCACCUAACUUUGGAACCAUGGUGGUUGGUCGCGGCCUUGGUGGGAUUAGCUCCGCAGGAGGCUCGGUCACCCUGGGUAUGACCGCUGACAUGUGGGAGCCAGAUGACCAGGGCUUUGCUGUCGCAUAUGUGGUCUUGAGCUCUGUCGGUGGGACGACUAUUGGGCCUAUAUUCGGAGGAAUGAUGGAGCAGUGGUUGAACUGGCGAUGGAAUUUCUGGAUCCAGCUUAUUUUCGGUGGAGUCACCCAAAUACUCCAUUGCUUUUUCGUCACCGAAACAAGAUCUACCAUCUUGCUGGAUCGAGAGGCGAAGCGUCGGCGCAAAUCUGGUGAGGAUCCAAAUGUCUAUGGCCCGAGUGAGCUCAAGCCUUCCCGGUUUGACGUGAAAGAAAUCCUUUGCAUUUGGCGUCGCCCAUUCGAGAUGUUCCUGCGCGAGCCCAUUGUGCUUUUUCUAUCUCUUCUUUCUGGCUUCUCCGAUGCGCUAAUCUUUACCUGCAUCGAAUCGUUCUCCUUGGUCUUCAAACAAUGGGGCUUUAAUCCACUGCAUGUUGGAUUGUGCUUUGUCGCUAUUUUUGUUGGCUAUCUGGUUGCAUAUGCCAUUUUCCUGCCCGAUAUCUACCGCCAGCGCUUGAUCCGACGACGAGAUGGUGAUGCGGCCCGGGUGGCUGAGCGCCGGCUCUUACUUUUGCUUUUCAUCGCACCCCUGGAGACGAUCGGACUCUUUGGCUUUGCCUGGACGUCCAUGGGCCCGGAGUAUACCCACUGGAUGGUGCCUCUGGUCUUCGUAUUCCUGAUUGCCAUCGCAAACUAUGGUAUCUACAUGGCUACGAUAGACUACAUGGUGGCGGCUUAUGGCGAGUAUUCCGCGUCCGCCACGGGCGGGAAUGGGUUCGCACGAGAUCUUCUCGCCGGGCUAUCCGCGAUGUACGCAACCCCGAUGUAUGCCAACAUUGGCGGACGCUUUCAUCUCCAAUGGGCUAGCACUAUUCUUGGCUGCUUGGCUGUCUUGGUGACCAUUCCGAUUUACAUCUUUUACUGGAAAGGCCCUGAGAUACGGGCGAGGAGCAAGUUCGCACAGACCCUUGCCGCGGACAGGCAAAGACACACCACUAGACGUCGGAGCAGCCAAUUCAAACGAAUUUUGAACGCGUAUUGCGACAUGUGA
Aspergillus aculeatinus CBS 121060 is the source of this 1539-nucleotide messenger RNA. Its product is annotated as MFS multidrug transporter. The record is from RefSeq and is a predicted model, not a curated record. NCBI's taxonomy places the organism in Eukaryota, Fungi, Ascomycota, Eurotiomycetes, Eurotiales, Aspergillaceae. Gene Ontology annotation, biological process: transmembrane transport. Gene Ontology annotation, molecular function: transmembrane transporter activity. Bases 1 to 1539 code for a protein of 512 amino acids. The transcript has 4 exons.